ACCUACGAUAACUUUGUUUCAUUAGUUGCUGAAUGUGUUUGGGAAAUAAGAGAUAAAGAUAGAAGAGGCAAAGUAUGGAACGAACAACUAAGACCCGCUAUGUUUGAGAUGAAGAGAGCAAUUGACGCCUUAGUUGUUUUAGCAGGUCAAAUUUCAAUGUAUAACGCAAAAAUGAACCCGCAAUGUUCAAAAUGUAAGGCAGCGAUGAGGAAAUAUAACUACUCCGUCAAAGAGAUAGAAAGAAUGAGAAACGACUAUGCAGAUUUAAAGAAAGAAGUAGAAAAGCCAGCAGAAGAUAAAAUGGACAUGUUAGCAUUUCUGAACAAAAAUUAUCCAACUGCUGACGAUUUCCUUCUAUCUGACGUCAAGAAGAAAUAUAAAGAAACCUUCGGCAUUGUUAAAACAUUCGAUGUACUAAAAGAAGAAAUAGAAGCUACAAAACUGUUUAAAGUCAUGAACCAUCGCAACAUAUACCAUGUAAAACGCUUGUAA
This is a messenger RNA of Trichomonas vaginalis G3, 492 nucleotides long. RefSeq names its product organellar and viral DNA polymerase type B. The transcript has a single exon. The annotation marks the transcript as partial. Lineage: Eukaryota; Parabasalia; Trichomonadida; Trichomonadidae. The record is from RefSeq and is a predicted model, not a curated record.